UGUGAAUGACUGAGAAUAACGGCAUUUUGUCAUUUAAUUAGUUUUAAAAAUAUUUCGUUGCUAUAUAAAGAUACUGAAAAUAAAAAAUUUAGUUGAAAUUUUUGUCUAUUUGUUAACACACCUCAAAUAAAUUUUAAUUCUUUUUACAGCGCUGUGGUACAGGUUCUAUCAAUUAAACAAACAAAGAAACGUUCACAAUGGCAAGCAGACCUGUUGGGUAUGGAUUGACGGCCGAAAUCAAAGGAAAGAUGGAUGCCAAGUAUGAAAAUGAUAAAGAACAAGAAGUUCGGUUGUGGAUCGAGUCAGUUAUCAAGGAGCCUCUUGACAAAACAGUUGGUUCUCACGAAAAUCUUGGACCAAAAAGAUUCCAAGCUGCAUUGAAGGACGGCAUUAAACUAUGCAAGCUGGCUAAUGUCAUUAUGUCUCCAAGCAAAGUGAAGUACAACGAAUCACAAUUGCCAUUCAAACAGAUGGAGAAUAUAAAUUUGUUCUUGAAAGCCUGCGAGACUUAUGGCGUCGCUAAAACAGACCUUUUUCAAACCGUUAAUCUGUACGAAAAUCAAAAUUUAUGGCAGGUCAUCUUGACAAUAUAUGCCCUUGGAAGAAAAGCACAGUUAAAAGGUUACGCUGGACCGACGUUGGGACCGAAAGAAGCUCAGAAAAAUGUGCGUGACUUCACGGAGGAGCAGUUGAACGCCGGCCAAACAGUCAUUGGCUUGCAGAUGGGUACAAACAAGUUGGCCUCUCAAAAGGGGAUGUCGUUUGGAGCAACGAGACACAUAGCAGACAUCCAGGUAGAUGAAGCAAGCAAGGAAGGCCAGGCGGUCAUUGGCUUGCAGAUGGGAAGCAACCAAGGUGCCAAUCAAUCGGGACUUAAUUUUGGCAAAUCGCGAGGAAUUUUGGGGGCAGAUAAAUGAUAUUUGUACAAUUUAAUGCUUGUCAACUCCAAGUUAACGCUUGAUAAUAAUUUUGUAGCCAUUGGAAUGUUCAGUCAAAACCUCUUUGUUCUAUUUUAUAUUUAUGCGUUUAUUUGUAUAUUUAUUAUUAUUUAAUAUUUAUUUAAUGUGUCUUCAAUUAACUUUUCAUGAAAGAACAUGUUGUGUCAAUU
Molecule: messenger RNA, 1108 nt
Organism: Helobdella robusta
Lineage: Eukaryota; Metazoa; Annelida; Clitellata; Rhynchobdellida; Glossiphoniidae
Exons: 6
Coding region: 198-917 (239 amino acids)
Biological process (GO): actomyosin structure organization
Molecular function (GO): actin binding
Source: RefSeq, a predicted model, not a curated record